Messenger RNA from Tetrahymena thermophila SB210, 453 nucleotides. RefSeq lists its product as hypothetical. The transcript is spliced from 3 exons. Lineage: Eukaryota; Ciliophora; Oligohymenophorea; Hymenostomatida; Tetrahymenidae. The record is from RefSeq and is a predicted model, not a curated record.
AUGAUAAUCAAUUAAUAUUAGUAUAACUUACUUAUAAAAGGCAUAAGGGAUCAAUUUAUCUUAUAAUGUUUAAUUAAUCAUAAACAAUUAAUAAUCUAAAUAUCCUAAAAAUAAACUAAAUUAACAAUGAAAAUUUAGAAAAUCAGAACAUUUCUCUUGGUUAUUUUAUAAAUCUUAAAAUACUUAUAUGCAGAUUAAUAUAGAGAUUGCACCCAAGGAAAUGUGAAUUAUGGACUUUUUAAUCCUAAAUUUAGCUAUUGCAUAAUUAAUUAGAGAAGCAGUUUUAUUCAAUCUGAUAUAGACAGCAUAAAACAAUAUUUCUCAAACAUGAAUUGCUUAAAUUUAAUGAAAUUUCCGUUAUUCAGUGGAAAUUACUUAACAGGGAAUAGUUGUACUUCAAAUAGUGAUAUUAUAAUACAAUAUACUCCCUAAAGCACGUAAUAAAAAUUAUGA